This is a messenger RNA of Periophthalmus magnuspinnatus, 1308 nucleotides long. RefSeq names its product cornifelin homolog B-like. Lineage: Eukaryota; Metazoa; Chordata; Actinopteri; Gobiiformes; Gobiidae. The record is from RefSeq and is a predicted model, not a curated record. Bases 629 to 1063 code for a protein of 144 amino acids. The transcript has 4 exons.
UGCAGGGACUAUGUCUCUUGUCUGGCCUGGGAACACCUCAGGAUACCCCUGAGGAGCUGGGGGAAGUGUCUGGGGAGAGGGAAGUCUGAACCUUACUGCUCAGACUGCUGCCUCCAUGACCUGGCAUCAGAUAAAAAAUUAUGAGAAAAUGGAUGGAUGGUUCCCCACUGCCUUGUCUCCAUGGAGAUGUUAUUGUUUGCCUUGAAUUUUCCACAGCACAGCAUUACACUAAUUCAACUUGCAUUUUUUUGUGCUAAAAAAGGAACACACUUUACCUCAGAUCUGAUUUGUAACUUACACCUAUAGCGCCCCCUAAUGCCCAACUACAUCUGUGUAUCACCACCAGGAAGUAUUCCAAUUCAUCUGACUUUUAUUUUCGACGCCCCAAACAAUCAGGUUCAACUGGAAUCUGGAGUUUAAAAGCUCCUGGAGUCAGUGCGACGCUUUAGUCAUCCACAGGAGAGUCCACAGGAGAGUCCACAGGCCAGUCCACAGGCCAGUCCACAGGCCAGUCCACAGGCCAGUCCACAGGCCAGUCCACAGGCCAGCUCACGGGACCAGCUCACGGGACCAGCCCACAGCUCUAGUUACACAGGUAAACUACAGGACAGGUCUUUAAAUCGUAACCAUGGCGAGGUAUUCAAAGGCUAAUGAAGUGGAGUGGAGCAGUGGACUCUGCGACUGCUUUGAGGACUCAAAAACAUGCUGUUAUGGGUUCUGGUGUUGCCCGUGUCUCGCCUGCACCGUCUCAGGCAGAUUUCAGGAGAACCGCUGCCUCCCGCUGUGUGACAUCUUCAGCCCGGCCAUCGUGGCGUCAUGUGGGAUCCCGUUGUGUGUGCCCCCUGCCCUGUUUGGGCUCAGGGUCGCCGUACGACACAGAUACAAAAUAAAGGGCACCAUAUGUAGAGACAUCUGCACCUCAUGCUUCUGUGUGUGGUGCUCCUGGUGUCAGCUUCAUCGAGAGUUACGAGCUCAGGACAAAGGUCCCAUAACAGUGAAUGUGACGAAUGUGGUCCACGCGCAGCCGGUGCCAAUGAUGAUGGUCAACCAGAAUGUCAGAUAGAGUCACAGAGACCCCUCCAUCUGAAAUCAGGACAUCAGACUGUACAAGGGUGUGAAGAUUACUGUGUUUUAGGUUCUGUGAAUAUGAUUAGACAUUCACAAAACUCACUACAGAUUGAUGUUCACUUGUUAAUGUAUAAGAGAAGGUAAGAGAAGGUUAAAUUAUGUCAUAUGUGUUAAAACGUAAAUCUAUGAAUGAACUGAACUCUGUAAAUGGACACCGCAAUCUGAAAAUAAAGAAUACAA